Messenger RNA from Tetrapisispora phaffii CBS 4417, 3456 nucleotides. RefSeq lists its product as uncharacterized. Gene Ontology annotation, biological process: bipolar cellular bud site selection; pseudohyphal growth; invasive filamentous growth. Gene Ontology annotation, cellular component: cellular bud tip; cellular bud neck; incipient cellular bud site. The coding region runs from base 1 to 3456 and encodes 1151 amino acids. Gene Ontology annotation, molecular function: MAP kinase scaffold activity. The transcript has a single exon. The record is from RefSeq and is a predicted model, not a curated record. NCBI's taxonomy places the organism in Eukaryota, Fungi, Ascomycota, Saccharomycetes, Saccharomycetales, Saccharomycetaceae.
AUGGUAAAAGGUGACGAUUUUUCUGCGUCACACAAGCAAGCGAUUUACAAACACUACCAAUCCUUACAAAUAUUUUUCAAUAUUACAGGUAUAAAACAUGACAGAUCGAAAUCUGUAAGAGCUCAAAAAGCUAGGUUGAAACUAGUCAAGUUGUCGUUACUGCAGUUUUACGAACUGAGCACAGAUGUCUAUGACGAGUUGAACAGAAGAAUAAGUGAAGACCAGACAACACCUAAUUAUUUAUUGCCAGAACCUACUUUUCAUUUGAAGAGAAACCAAGCAAGACAGAAGUUAGCCAACUUAUCACAAACGAGAUUUAACGAUUUAGUUGACGAUAUUUUAUACGAAAUUAGAAGAAGAAAAUUGAAUAUCGACACUAGCUCCAAUGAAAUGGAUACAACUUUAGAAAGUGGUGCAGAUAACACGUUCAAUUCAACAGUCAAUUCAAUUGCACCAAACCCAUCAUUACAGGAAAUAAAAGUUAUUCCGAAGCGUGCAUCAAUUAAUUGGUCCUCAGAUGAAGAAAAAGAUGAAGCGGAGGCAAAAAAUGAAUUCAAACAAAAUGAAGAACAACAACCUCAAGAAGAUCUAAAUAAUUCGCUCUCAUAUAAUACAGAGACGGAUAUCAAUGAAGCUAAGGAAGUAAAUCUGAACCAAGCUUUGACGAGGUCAGUGGAAGGUCCCAUGGCUUCCGCAACUAAUCAUACCAUUGAAACAGCUGAUGAGAAGUCACUUGUGAAUCAUAACAUAGACAAUUUAGCUAGUACUGAAAAUGUUCUAGAAAAAGUAAUCGAUGAACAUUACAAUAAUUCAAAUGCAACGGAAAUCACGUCUUCUGAAGUUGCAAACGUUCCAGAUACCAAACUUCUAUUACAAAUCCAACAGUUAACCGAAGAAUUACAAAAGUCUAAGGAAGAGAAUGAGGUUCUCAGAAAAUCCAGUAUGGAAGCAGAACCUCAAGAGAAAUACAAUUCAGAAUUUAAUUCACAAUUUAAAGAAGAAUUGACAGCAUUAAACAGUCAAAUUAACAGUUUACUGAUAGAAAAUGAAAACUUGAAACAAACUGUUUCUGAAUUGAAACUUGAGAGGAAUCUUGAACCAACAAUGUCCACUAAUGAAAUGCUAACAAAAUUACAUAACAGAUACCCCUUAGAGAAGAACUCUAUCUCAGCUUAUAUAUCGAGUGAUGGCAUCAUUCCGAUAGACUUAGUAGAAUAUUUAUAUGCAGCUUUCAAUUAUUUCUAUGAACUUUUAAUCAAAGACCAUCCAGAUUCAUUAGGAUCUGAUCUCUUUGAAACUCUGUUCAAGGUAUCAGACACUAUUAACAAAAUUUUAUCAGCUGUAGACACUAACGGUUUUAAAUCAAAUAUUGUAUUAAUUAAGGCAUCGUUAUCCCAUCUGAUAACGACAGUUAGGUAUUAUUCAUUGUAUACAUCUCUUUUACCAAAAGUCACAAUCCAGGCUGCCAUCACAGAAGUUGCGUUUUCUACUUUCAAGCUAAUUAGUACUGCGAAAAUUACAGGGGACGAUCAUACUAUUGAUGAAAAUUCGCCAGGUAUUAUAAAUAAUAAAAAUAUUACGACUUCAUUGCGAAACAUUUCCAGCCUGCCGGAUAAUGGCGUUCCAACAUCACCAUUGGAUGGCAAAUCAGUAAAUUCGUCGUCACACAAUAUUAGUGAUAUGAAAAACAGAUCUUUACUUGAAAAUCUAAAUGAAGACGAAGAAUUAUCUCCUGUCAAACCUUUAAAAAUAACACAAAAGGCAAAUACUAGUUCCCCAUUAAAAUCGCAAUAUCAAAGAAGGAUAUCUGGUGCAGGUUUGUUCAGCUCUCUUUUAGAUUCAAAUAGGAAGAAUGGCUCUACUGUUUCAAAAAUUGAGAAAAGACAAUUAAAAGUUGUUUCCAGUUCCAGUCCAGUUACUUCUGCCGGAGAGACUUUUGACAAAGAUUUUAAAUUAAACGAAAGACAAUCAAAAAUAAGCACUGAUUAUCAUCCUUUGACUAAGGACUCAAAUGAUCACGAAAAUCCAACAGGACGAUCUGAUAAUUCAACUCUACGAAAUAAAAUUGAAAAGCUAGACAAUCAUAAGGAUAAUAAGCUUAAUGAUUUCACUAAAAGUUCAAAUAUACAAACCAAACCUGAUAGAAUACCCCCUGCUAUAAUUAUACCUAAAAAGGAAGAUAGAGUGAAACCAAUUUUAAUCGCUAAUGGCACAGAUGAGGCAAAACCAAUCGUCGAAGAUAUUUAUUCAACGAAGUCAAAUAAAGGAGUAGAUUUUACUGACACAGAAGAUAAAACCAUUGACGAAGAUUUAGAUAAGGCAGUUGAGGAGGAUUUAAAUAAAUCUGUUGAAACGGGAAGGGUAAUCAGAGAUAAUAAGUCAAGUCAAGAAAACGCUGAUUUGACAGUAAACACAACUGUUAAUGCAAUGAAUACCACUAACGAUUCAUCAAUUGUGGAUGUUUCAUCAGAAGACAACAUUAAAGGAAAAGUUCCCAGGUCGGUUAUGAAGGAAAUACAAAAAGUCAUGCCAAUAAAGAAAGAAAGCAAGAAGAUUAGAAAAAUGAAAGAAUUUGAUACAUCUUAUGAUGAAGAACAUGCUGUUCCAGCAGCUUUUACAGAUAAGAUGAAAAAAUUCAACAACGUAAAUGGCAUUGGCCUAAGAGUCUUGCCUGAUAAGCCUAAUUCUCAAAAUACUGAAAUUGAACUAAAAAAUGAACUUCAACAAAAUCUAGUUGAUUCUGUUCAACCUAGAAGUUUAGAAAGGAAAUCAACGGAGAAAAGUUUCCCUCCAACUUCUUCUAAAAUUACAGAUAAAAUGAAAAUUGCUUUGGAGGAAGAUGAACUCGAUAUCAAACAAAGAGAAGUAACUCAACCAAAUGUUGUCAAGAAGCGUGCUGAGAUGAAUCCCGAUAACAGAGAAGAAAGUGAAGAAGAAAGUGAAGAGGAAAGUGAAGAGGAAUUUGAUAUAGAUGCAUUCGAUAUCGAAAAUCCUGAUAAUACAUUAUCUGAAUUAUUACUCUAUCUGGAGCACCAAACUGUAGAAGUUAUAUCUACUAUUCAAUCUUUAUUGAGCUCGAUUAAACUAUCGAAUUCCACCAAGGGCAAAUUACGUAGUGAAUCUAAUGACAUUAGCCAAGUUAUUAAACAAAUGUGCAAUGCCACUAGUGUGUCUAUGAACCAAAGCCGCAACGGUAAUUUAAAGGAACACGGCAGUUGGGUUGUUCAAAGUUUGGCUGACUGUAAGAGAAGGAUCAUCAUGUUGUGCGACUUGAACGACAGUGGUGAUUUCAACAGCGUAGCUAACGAUUCGGAAUUUGCCGAUAAACAUUUUAAGCAAAGAUUGGCUGGUAUUGCCUUUGACAUUGCCAAGUGUACCAAGGAAUUGGUAAAGAGUGUCGAAGAAGCAAGUUUGAAGGAAGAGAUUGAGUAUCUGAAUUCUCAUAUGAAACAAUGA